Molecule: messenger RNA, 2810 nt
Organism: Stegodyphus dumicola
Lineage: Eukaryota; Metazoa; Arthropoda; Arachnida; Araneae; Eresidae
Cellular component (GO): nucleoplasm
Molecular function (GO): protein binding
Source: RefSeq, a predicted model, not a curated record
AGAUAAACCCACCUCCCCAAGAUUGACUCUUCGAUUUCAGUCUAUCAGAUCAAGGGAUGACAAAAAUUCAAGCAGUGCCAAGGUUAAUGACAUUAGUUCUUCUCAACCUAAGUACCAAUCCUAUUGUGUUACAAUGGAAACAAAAGGUGAUGUGUAUGACUUCCGUAAAGAGGAUGCCACUGUUUCAUCUACGCAAAAUCUUGCAUCAAUUCCAGAAAAUGAAGGAACUGGAACUAAAUCUGAGGCUGUAACUAGUACAUGUAAGGAGGUGGAGGAAAGUAGUAAAGAUAGUAAAAAAUUAGACGAAUCUGAAGUAUCAGAGAAGUCUGCACCCUCUGAGAAAAUGGACACUUCAGAAAAUGUUGUUUCUAAAGUUAAUGGAGGACGUCUUAGUAGUGAUUCCUGUAGCAAAGAAUGUGCCAGUGAUUUAGAAAAAGAAGACAGUCGUCGCAAAAGAAGGAAAAGUAGUGACAGUGUUCAGAGUCGCCAUAAUGUAGGUAGGGGUCAUAAAUCGCCUUGCAAAUCUCAGCAAGAAGGCCAUGGUGACCAGAGGAGUCCAAAAACUCGCAAGAGAGGGAGUUUAUCCAGUUCAGACACUGAGAGUAACCAAAGUGAUGCUGAAGCACCAUUGAAUGAUGCAAAUGUAGAGUCAUCUUCCAAUUUUAAUGGACCAACUGCUGUUGGUCCUCACUCUCCAAAAGUUCCUCCAUUAAAAAUUGUCAUUCCAUCUGGCACUGGAUCUUUAGAGUUAGAGACUCGUGAAAGAAGUAAGGUGUCAUCUUCCAAGCAAGCACUGCCGUAUGUUGUAAAUACAACAACUUCUGAUACUGUGGAUACUAACUCCGAAUCGGUUUGUGGGCCAUUUUCAGGAGAGGGUAGCAGGGAAGGUUCAAAAUCUGAAAUAGCAUCUAGUAAAUCAAAAGAAGAUGUACAUCAGCCAGAAGAAAGAUUCCAGAGGGUAACACGGAGUAGUCAGCGCAUGCAAGCUGCAAUGUCUGGUGGUUCUUCUAGCCAAUGUCAUAGUUCAGAGACACACUCAAAUUUAGUUUCCUCUAGUAAUCAGAAGGGUGAUGCUUCUGGAGAGAGUUCUAAUGAUGAGCAAAUGCAAAUUCAAGUAGAUGUACACCCUCGUAAACGAAAAUUAAGAGCUAGAGAGGCAACCAAUGAGAAUGGCUCUCAGAAUCCGUCAUCAGCCUCUUCUAGCAGUGAGGACUCUCAGCAGCAGCAUCAGUUACUAAACUCUUACCAAAUGUACUUAAACAUUAGAAAACAGGUAGAUAAAAGAAGGAAAUCAAUGUUCAUAGUUCACCCCAAACCUCCUCAAGGUUAUAAGGAUUAUCUUCUAAAUAGAUGUUCAUAUGUUCUGGAGGGCAAUGCCGCUAGUCGUUUAUCUGUACCUAUGAUAUCUCCGCCACAGUCUCUAGAAGGCUCUAUAAAAGAAUUAUUUAUACAGCAAGAAAAGGAGCGCUACAGAUUAAGGCUACAGCAUCUUAUUGAAAGAGAAAAAUUGGUACUGUCUGCAGAACAGGAGAUUUUACGUGUCCAUGGUAGGGCAGCUCGUGCAAUGGCAAAUCAAACUGUUCCUCUGUCUGUGUGCAGCAUUUUAAAGGAUGAAGAAAUUUACAAUGUUCUUGAGGAUGACAAAGACAAAAACGUAAGAUCUCGAUAUAAUGGUCGCCUUUUUUUAUCAUGGUUGCAAGAUGUUGAUGAUAAAUGGGAAAAAAUAAAGGAGGCAAUGUUACUAAGGCAUCACAAUGAAGCAGAAUCAUUGCAUGCAGUGCAGAAGCUUGAUUGGGAAUGGAAGAUGAAGGAGCUAGCCAUGUGUGAUAUGAAAACAUCUCCUGUAAUUGAUGAUAUUUUUGUACCAAUGGUACAUGUCAGUGACGAUUUUGAUCUCUUACCUGCUUGAAGCUACCAUUUGCUUUAGUUUAAUAUUAUAUUUUCAUUUUCAUAAUUUUUUAAGAGCAUUAUUUUAUUAAAACCAAGGAAACAAUUAAGAAUCCAGUUAUUUUUUGUUCAUGAAGGAAUAGUUACUGAAGUUAUUUCUUAGUCAUAUUUCUCCAGUCAGUUCAUUGUUGUGUUUUUUUUUUUAUGUAACAAUCACAUGUGAUUGCCUCAGUUGGACUGGUUAAAAAAGUCACUUAGCUGUGGAAUUCAGCAUUUUCAGAGGCCAAAUCAUGAGUAGUAGUUGUAAUAUUUCCUCCAUUAUUUCAUCUGUUCAUUAGUGAGAAUCUUAGUGGAACUGAAUUGUAUGCAUGCAGCCAUAAUAAUGUAAAAAAAAUAUAUAGCGUCAAUUUCAAGGCAAUUUUAUCAUCAUGACUAGUAAUUUUUAUAUUGCUUAAUAUACAAUUUUACAGUUAUUCUGUUAGUUCAUUUGUAUAAGUUUCCAAGUUCCAAAGCUAUGAUUACUAGUGUCCUGAGUUGUAUUGCAAUAUCAGAAGGAAAAAAAAAAAAAAAAAAAUUACUUAAGAGAUCAGAAACCCUCUAAGAAAUUUUUAUUAUUUAAAAGAACAUAAUUUUAAAACUUGUUAUCCAUGCUUUCAAAUUUUGUAAUUGGAAUAUUGCUUGAAAAAUUAAUUUAGUGUUUGUUAUGAAGUCCUUGGGUAAUAUGAUUUUCUGUUUUAAUCAGUCAGAAUUUUCUCUAUGCUAUUAAAGAACCUGUAAAAUUAUCUCAUGUGCACAUGCUGUGUAUUUGAUUUUUUAACAGGGUUGCCACGCUACCUGGAAAACCGGGAGAACCGGGAAAAGUCAGGGAAUUCGAAAAUUGACCAAAAAAUUCAGGGAAAAGGUCAGGAAUUUAAGUAUUUUUG